Molecule: messenger RNA, 920 nt
Organism: Lycium ferocissimum
Lineage: Eukaryota; Viridiplantae; Streptophyta; Magnoliopsida; Solanales; Solanaceae
Exons: 4
Coding region: 181-498 (105 amino acids)
Source: RefSeq, a predicted model, not a curated record
UUGCAAGGCGAGAACUUUGGAUAGCACAAAUAUUGGUCAUUUAAAAGAUUUUUUGGCAACUAAAAGUAUGACAGUGAAAUAUGCAGCUUAUCCCUUAUUAGGAAUGUAUUUGCAAAUUGAUUCUUUUCUAAAAGAAUGAAUCUUUUUCAUGAAAGAAAAUGAAUAUUGGAUAAUUCUUUUAUGAUGCUCUACAUUUUGAGCGUGCUACAAUUAGUAAUUAUAUUUUGCCAAGAAUUCAUCAUUAACAGAAAGCCCUGGUCCUAUCUCUCUGUGUGGAGUAUCUAUCUAAACACUAAGGUCAAUGCAGGAGAUGGACUCAUUGACUCGCUCUGUAGUUUAUGCAGCACUGAGAUGCCAAUUGGCAUUUUCAAGAAAAUGAAUCUUGGAAGUCUCUCAUUAGUCUUUGGUCCUUGCCAUCAGUUGGAGCGAUCUUCUAUAUAUCGGGUUAUAUUUCCACCUUGCAAGUUUAGUGUUUAUUUGCUAGCUUUUAUCUCCUAACGGCUCACUGGAGGGACCUUAAAAGCCUUAUGAGGGAAGUAUUUAAAAAAAAAAACAGACAGCAAUGGAUAAAAGCUUUGGGAAAAGAACUCCAACUAAUGUGGUAAUUGAAUCUUACUCUUAUCUUCCCCAUAAUAUUUGUCCUGUACAAUAAGUUGUCUGCCCUGUCUAAUAUGAUUCACAUAAAAUGCUCACCUACAAAUAUUCCUUUUGAUAGCCAUAUGAAACAUCUACAUGGAUACUUAAAACUUUAUACAAAAGGCGACUAUGGUGUUUUCAGAAUAGUGAUGUUUAAUAGCUUUCCUGAGCAUACUUUGCCUUUGAUUAUGAAGGAUUCUUAAGGCAUGUUAUAACUGCUUUGUGACUUGAAAAUGACAAAUUUCUUAACAACAAAAAAACAAACAUUAGUUGAAUGCAGUAGA